Molecule: messenger RNA, 1249 nt
Organism: Drosophila novamexicana
Lineage: Eukaryota; Metazoa; Arthropoda; Insecta; Diptera; Drosophilidae
Gene: thoc6
Product: THO complex subunit 6
Exons: 2
Coding region: 183-1238 (351 amino acids)
Biological process (GO): mRNA export from nucleus
Cellular component (GO): THO complex; transcription export complex
Molecular function (GO): protein binding
Source: RefSeq, a predicted model, not a curated record
AUUAUGUCCCCAGUUCAGAUUCGGCAAGGUUGCCACUAAGUUAAAAGUAUCGAUAUAUCGUUAUUCUAACACAACCAUGUAUACUUAACAAUCGAUAGGCGGCACUCGAUAUUGUAAAGAACAGCCGGCAUAAUCACCGCGUUCUAGAUUUUGUUACUCGGAAAAUCAUAAACAAACAAAAAAUGAGGGAAAAAGAUUUAAAACGUGCUUAUAACAACGUUUUGGCUCAAACCAUUUCGACAUCACAGAAGUUCCUGUUUGCUGGCAAUCUUUUUGGAGAUAUUUUUGUCCUCAGCUUAAGCGAGCUGGAUAAGUCCACGGAGGAACCGCCCAAUAAGCUACAGGUAUUCUCACAGGGCAGCGAUGUCGACGUCAAUUGCCUCGCUUUCCAUCGCGACUUUCUCAUAGUAGGCGCCAUUGGACUCAUCUACGGCGUGCAGUGGGACGAGGAGGAGCAAACGUUGAGCACAAAACGUGCCUGGGAAAUCAAAAUACCCUUACAGGUGGAUGCCGUUGAGGUGCCUGAUGUCAACUCCUUCUGGCUAUGCACCGAAACGGAUACCCUGUACGCAGGCUGUGGCAAUGGUGUAGUCUAUCAAAUUGAUCUGGAGGAUGGACGCAUACAGCGCGAAUAUCGCGGUCACACGGACUAUGUCCAUUGCGUUGUCGGCCAACCGGAUGGACGCAUCUACUCUAGCGCCGAGGAUGGCACUGUUCGACUCUGGAGCGACAAGCAAAAGGAACCCACAGCAAUGAUAGAGCCGUACAAAAAUCCGCAACUGCUGCGUCCGGAUUGGGGCAAGUGGAUUGGUGCCGUGUCUGUCAACGAUGACUGGCUUGUGUGCGGCGGCGGUCCACGUGCGGCCAUUUGGCAUCUGCGCUCUAUGGAAUGCACACGCGUUUUUUACUAUCCCGGCCGCGUGCAUGUGUGCGAAUUUGUGGAUGACACGGUGCUGAUUGGCGGCGAACAUAACCACGUACAGUUCUAUACGAUCAACGGCACGAUGCAGGCUAACAUUCCUGUCGAGCACACGGCCAGCUACUCUGCGGUGUGGCAAAUGAGUCCCUUCAAGUUCAUGUCGAUUGCUGGCUUCAGCAACAAGUUGCACAUACUGAAGGAUUUUCACUUUCUCGAUAGCAAAAUUGAAAUGUACGGCAAUUUGCAGGGUGACGACGUGGAGAAUGAAGAGGAGGAGCAGUAUAAUGACGAGGACGAUGGCGAGAAUGAUACGUUUUAGCUUCCAAAUGC